Molecule: messenger RNA, 384 nt
Organism: Sordaria macrospora k-hell
Lineage: Eukaryota; Fungi; Ascomycota; Sordariomycetes; Sordariales; Sordariaceae
Source: the annotation of a RefSeq genome assembly
CCCCGUGUCUACAAUGCCCAGGAGAAGCAGCUCAACAAGGUGUCUGCCACCAUCACCCAGCCCAAGUCCCAGGGUGCUUCCCAGGCCAUGCUCUACGCCACCGGCCUCAACGAGGACGACAUGAACAAGGCCCAGGUCGGUAUCUCGUCUGUCUGGUAUGACGGCAACCCUUGCAACAUGCACCUUCUCGACCUCUCCGGCCUCGUCAAGGAGUCCGUCGCCAAGGUUGGCCUCGUCCCCAUGCGCUUCAACACCAUCGGUGUCUCGGACGGUAUCUCCAUGGGUACCACCGGUAUGCGCUACAGCUUGCAGUCCCGUGAGAUUAUUGCCGACUCCAUCGAGACCGUCAUGAACGGCCAGUGGUACGACGCCAACAUCUCCCUC